Molecule: messenger RNA, 2556 nt
Organism: Parastagonospora nodorum SN15
Lineage: Eukaryota; Fungi; Ascomycota; Dothideomycetes; Pleosporales; Phaeosphaeriaceae
Exons: 2
Coding region: 1-2556 (851 amino acids)
Biological process (GO): DNA replication initiation
Cellular component (GO): DNA replication preinitiation complex
Source: RefSeq, a predicted model, not a curated record
AUGCUUCACUCCGUAUCUAGCAACCCUAUCAAACUUCUCGGAGUAACCACCAAACGCGACGAAGCGAAGCCACAGCUGCCAUCGAAGCGCAAGAGGGAUGCCAUAUGUGGCCUGGGAACCUUCACCAAACCCUUCGAAAUCAAGCCGUACACCGGAUCUUCCUCCGAUAAGCCCGCCAGCUUCAAGCCUGUCCGCAUAAUCGGACGCUCACAGCUGCCUCUGACAUUCCUCGAUACGACGGCCGAUGAGAGUUUCGCCGCCAACUCGCUCUUCUCCGCCCACAUCGACGUGUUGGAGAGUGAAUAUGGAUCAGAAAAGGACGCCCCCAAGGUCCUCAUAGCACGUUACGACACGAAGAGGACCUUGUAUGCUAUAGAGCGUGUACAAACACGAGUAUACAGCAUAUGUCGACUUGCGAGUUGGCUGAAAGAGAAGGACGUGUCUGAGCUAUGGGAUCCUUCGGGUCUGCAGAGUUACCCCGUAUUACCUCGACCUGAGCAAAGCACACCCAACACUGGAGAGUGGUGGCAGCAUGCGGCAGCGGAGGCCCCGUCUGCAGAGCGGCCUGUAAAGAGAGCAAGGAUGACCAUGAUGCGUAAGACACAGGCUCCACAACCAGAGAAGGAGAAGAUCUCGCAACGGUUCGAUAGCCCGGCAGACCAUGAGCACAUUCUGUCGGACUCAAUCCCGGCCGAUGUUCCAGAAGUGCAGUUCGCAGCACCGUCCCCUCAGGAGCAACUCGAGUCAAUCGUACAACAGUACUUGGAUGCAAUCUAUAUGUCCAAGACUUCGCUGGCAUACUUCUCGAAGGGACCUAUCGCCCGGAUUCGUACCGCUUUCACAUCACCCGACGAGGGUGCGCCUCCUACGCACGAACUGGUGACCUUUUUGAGGUCGAUGCUUCUGACUCCAAAGGCGAGUGAAAAGAAAUACUAUGAGAAAUUGCCUGCAGUCAUCAGAGCACUCCCGCCUGGAAGCUUCUCAGACGAUGAGCCUACCGUGGCGGCUAGCAAGCCCAAGAAGACCAAGAAGAAGCUGAAGCUCAGUCGAGAAGGCGUAUACCCACAUGAGGAGGCUAUGAUUAAGAAGUGGUGGCACUCAAACAUGCCUACCGGCGAAGAGACGAUUGAUCAGCGUAUCAAGAGACGAAUAGGCGAAUUGCGAGUUCGCGAGACAUUGGCGCAGUUGACACUCAUGCUCGAAGUCAUUGCGCUCGAAGCUCUCUCAACGUACAAACCGCCACCCGAGGACGACCUUCCUGUGGACGAAACCCAAGCCCUGGAAGACUCUCAGGCGAAACCGAAGAAGCGUAAAAGGAAGCUUGACGAUAUAGGCCUGCAGCUGGACUUGUUGCUCGACAGGCUGUGCAUCUGGCACGCCACGGAAGAAGCAGGCAUCCUCGACUUCGACGCGAAAAUCACCCAGCAAUAUGAUGAUGCGGAAGGACUCGGUAGAGGCGGUGCAAGUGACCGCCUACGCGAUUUCUGCAUCGAAGUUAUCAUUCCCUUCUACAUGAAUCGCCUUCCCGAGCAGGCGCUUAUGAUCAAUAAGAAGUUGGGUGGGCCAGCGCACACCUCUCCACCAAAGCGAAAGGCAAUGAAGCCUCCGACCACAUCACGUGCGUCUGGGGAACCGAAAGAGCCGGACUUGAAGAAGUCUAGGCGGUCAUUAGCCAGAGUAGCGACAGAAACCAUGCGCAGGUCAACGUCUCGCGCCACGCCAUCCUUGAGUCGAUCCGCCACUGAUUCUGCUCUCAUCAAGGGCGUUAAGCGCGAAGGAAGGCGUGAGCUCGAUCUCACAACACCUUCGGCAGCCGUCACCGCGAAGUUGAAACAGAAACAGCGCGUAGAAGAGGAGCUGAAGGACGCUAUAACAGCUCUGAAGAAGCCCAACCGGGGGCUAGCUGCCGGCGGCUACGUAGAAGAAGUCGAGCGCCGCAGCCUCGGUCCAUUCAGCAGAUCUAGAAAGCAGUUGAAUCCUGUUCGAAAGGUGGUGAAGGAAGUCCAGGUGUCUGCGACUCCAAGAAUCGGCCGCAGAACAAAAGACAUGGUGGGCCAGACACCAGGUUAUCACCAUCGCAUCAGCAACCCAUUUGCUCGAACCUCCACAUCUGCGGCGCCUCCAUCAAGCGACUUCUUUAACCCGUCGUCCGGUUCUCGCCAGCAACCCAUGGUUCCCGGAACGGUGCACCGUAGCGCCACGGCCCGAAACCUAGCGCUCCACAAUGUAGCCGAGACACCGUCAAAGGCGCCGACCAUGAAGGUCUUCGAGUCAGGGGCAGCUCGGAGAACGAUCUUCGCAACACCUUCCAAGUCACACGUGGCUCCAGCAAACAGAUCGGCAGAGCAUGUUUUUGAAUCACCAGUCAAGGCAGUCGGAAGCUCGCCUCCUACUUCCGCUAAUUUUCGGCACACGACGGUCGCUGCAACACCCAUUAAGUCUUUUAGCACACCUGUCAGUGAGGCCCAACCAGCCGUAACUUUGAAGCCGGUCCAGGACGAAGAGCGCUCUAUAUAUGCCUCGUUGGGCUGGGACGACGACGAGGACUUUGUAUAG